This is a messenger RNA of Penicillium waksmanii, 762 nucleotides long. RefSeq lists its product as uncharacterized. Lineage: Eukaryota; Fungi; Ascomycota; Eurotiomycetes; Eurotiales; Aspergillaceae. The record is from RefSeq and is a predicted model, not a curated record. The coding region runs from base 1 to 762 and encodes 253 amino acids. The transcript has 5 exons. Gene Ontology annotation, molecular function: metallopeptidase activity.
AUGGCAGUCCGCAAAGCAGCUAUGCUGCUGACAUCGGCCCUUUGUGUUUUACCCGCCAUUGUCCAAGGGUAUUCAAUUGAUAGCUCAUGCGACUCGAUCAAGAACGUGCUUAAGGAUAAGGUUGCGGAGGCUAUGGAUAUGGUGGACACAGCGAAGGAAGCGAUACGGAAGUCGCCCAUGGAUGACGAGGUUGAUCGGCUGGCCAAGAUGCUCUUCGCUGAGAAAGAUAUUCCCAAUACUCUCGAGGAUAUUUUCAUGGGCAUGGGACAGGAAAGAAACCUCAAACCAGUUGGCGAGGAGCCUAACAUUUAUCCGCUCUGCCCGUGGUACUUGGCUGUGGCGGGAUACACCGAUUUCAAGAAGGAUGUCCCUGAAAAACUGCUAUCUAAGCUGAACAAAGGCAAAUUGCACUCAGGGCUUCCCAAUUCCACGCCCAUCGACAGCUUGCAGUACUUCUUGCAUGUUAUCAUUCACGAGUUUACUCACACGGUACCCGCUAAGAAAUUAUCACCAAACAAACCCGCAAGUGACCAUAAAUACGAAUGGAAGAACUGUCUGAAACUUUCGGGAACCAGCGAAGGCUGUGACAAUGCCGGAUCACGAAGGAUGGAGAGCUUGAAGACAUUAACUAGAGAUGAUGAAUGGGGAAAAGGUGGUGGCAUUCGUGAUGCUAUCGAGGAGAAGAGAAAGAGAUGGAAGCACGGCAACCUGGAUGCCGAGGCCGCUGGAGCUUCAGGCGCCAACGCCUCAACAAAGAUAUGA